GACAGACGGAUGAGCUGGAACCCUCUGUCUCUCUUAGAGUCUUAUUGACACUUAAACUCCUUCCUCGGUCCAUGAACCUCUUCUCAGACGCUUUGAUACCUUGAACUUCCCUUGAGGCAUUCAGGAGCUUUCUCACAGCUUGAUGUCUUCAUAACUUUCACUUUGUUCUUUGACUGAUGAUCAUGUUCAAUUGUUAACGAUGAAGUGACCAUAGCAACGUGCUUAGUAACAUAAUAACAAAAUGCAGAAACGUAUACGCACAUGUUAUAAUAAUUUAAAUAAAUUAAUAUGUCUUUGGUCUUUUAGACUAGGCUGUUAACUUUAAUGUUUAGUAAAAAACUUUACUCAACAGAUAUUUUAACACAGUUGAUGAAACGUAUUUUUCAAUACAACAACUAGACUGUGCCAACGUAUUUGAACUUCGCUUCCCUAUAUAAACACAUCAAAGAUUCAAGUUUAGGUUCCGAGAGAAGUCACAAGAGGUUCGUCUUCGCUCUUCAGAGAGAAAGAAGAAAACAAAAGUUGUUUCUUGCGCACCAAGAAAACGAUCGAUACUAAUGGAGGACAACGGAAGCGGGUCCGAGACUGGAUCAGAAACAACGCUACCUCCUUCUUCGUCUUCUUCUACCGAUAAAAGCGUUACCAACUAUAAGAAGAAUAAUACGAAGCCUUGUAAGAUAUGCGGAAGUAACGAGGAUGACGAUGAUGUAAGGAAGUGUUAUAAGCCGCACAUGUGGUGGCUAUGUGAAGUGUGCCGUACCUUACCUGGCGUAGUCGAAGUUAAGCCGGAAGAUUCUAAUGAGACAGUACUUCCUAAUGAUUCUGUUUCAUCAAGCAGUAGUCGUGUGGAUGCUCGGAACAGUGGUAAUGAAACCUCAGCGACUAAUCAACCUUCACAAUCAGAGGCACAUACUACAAGUCCUGAAGCUUCUUCUACAGCGUCCAUCAACACAUCUCCUGAGAAGAAACAAGCAGACUCCAACGCUCCCUCUGAUUCGGAAUCUUCAAAGUAGAUGAUUUUCUCAGAGCUUAGUGGUUGUUAGAGACAUCUGGAUUUUAGGGUUUCUUUUUUAAAAAGGAUUGUUUCUUGGGCCGCAAGUUAUCUUACAUAAGACUUCUUUGAUGGUCAUUUCAGUUGCGUCAGUAUUCUUGAACAUUCUCCGUUUCUUCUUCUGUCAUCAGAGAGAUGUGCUAGAUAUAUAGAUUCAGGGUUUGUUUCUUAAAACGUGAGUUUCUUGGGUCGCAAGUUAGAAUUUAGUAGAUAAGUGAGAAUAAAGAUUAGACUUCUUUGGUGGUCAUUUGCUUCAGUACUCUUGUACAUUCUCCUUUACU
This is a messenger RNA of Brassica napus (rape), 1332 nucleotides long. RefSeq lists its product as uncharacterized. Bases 558 to 1013 code for a protein of 151 amino acids. The record is from RefSeq and is a predicted model, not a curated record. NCBI's taxonomy places the organism in Eukaryota, Viridiplantae, Streptophyta, Magnoliopsida, Brassicales, Brassicaceae. The transcript has 3 exons.